Molecule: messenger RNA, 357 nt
Organism: Purpureocillium lilacinum
Lineage: Eukaryota; Fungi; Ascomycota; Sordariomycetes; Hypocreales; Ophiocordycipitaceae
Product: mRNA splicing protein smd1
Biological process (GO): RNA processing; spliceosomal snRNP assembly
Cellular component (GO): precatalytic spliceosome; U1 snRNP; pICln-Sm protein complex
Molecular function (GO): RNA binding
Source: RefSeq, a predicted model, not a curated record
AUGAAGCUCGUCAGAUUCUUGAUGAAGUGCGCCAACGAGACGGUGACAAUCGAGCUCAAGAAUGGCACCAUCGUCCACGGCACGAUCGCAAGCGUCACGCCCCAGAUGAACACGGCUCUCCGCACCGUCAAGAUGACGCCCAAGGGCGGCAGCCCCGUCUCGCUCGACACCAUGAACAUCCGCGGCUCGACGAUCCGCUACUUCAUCCUCCCCGACUCCCUCCCCCUCGACACGCUGCUCGUAGACGACGCGCCCAAGCCCAAGAACAAGGCCCGCAAGGAGACGGACCGAGGACGUGGCCGCGGCAGAGGAGGCGGCAGAGGGCGCGGUCGCGGUCGUGGCCGUGGCCGGGGCUAA